GAAGAAGAAGAAGAAGAAGAAGAAGAAGAAGAAGAAGAAGAAGAAGAAGAAGAAGAAGAAGAAGAAGAAGAAGAAGAAGAAAAGAGAGAAACAUGGCGGCGUCGUCCAAGAAAGUGUUCGAGGUCUUCGUCUCUAAAAUACCAUGGACUACUGCCGGCAAAGAGAUGAGGGAGUACUUUGGGCAGUUUGGACCCGUGAAGAAGUGUCUUCUUCCAUUUGAUAAAGACACAGGCUUCCACCGAGGCUUCUGCUGGGUGGGCUUCACAACAGAGGAAGGACUGAACAAUGCACUUCAGAAAGACCCACACAUGCUGGAGGGUGCAAAGCUGCAGGUUCAGAUGAACAGACGUCCAUUUGCAGGGCAGAGGUCAAACAGAGAUGGUGAACAUGACUGAAGCGCUGUGAUACUGGUGUGGACGGAGACUGACGUGCUAUUGGUAUUGUCCAGAACCAGUUCACUGAGACUGUUUGCUCCUGCUUCCUCAGCCGUUUGAUAUUUGUGGGACAUUUAGACCAGUAUACCAGGUUUGUGUAUAUAUAUCCAUUCUGAUGUACGACCUAAGUGUGUUAUUCCUUUUGUACACCUUCAGUGGCUUUGUGCCUGACCAUGAUUGCCACUGUUUUAUUGCGCUGUGCAGUACUAGUAGUCAUUAUUCUCAGUGAUGGUAGUGUACUUCCUGUAAGCAUCCUGCCACACAUCAACAGUUAAUAGAAGGUUAAUGCCAACUUUACCAUUCCCUGAUCAUUCAUUCAUCUCCAGUAUAAACCAAUAAAAAAUGUUUGGGAUCUA
Molecule: messenger RNA, 790 nt
Organism: Cyclopterus lumpus (lumpfish)
Lineage: Eukaryota; Metazoa; Chordata; Actinopteri; Perciformes; Cyclopteridae
Gene: slirp
Product: SRA stem-loop interacting RNA binding protein
Exons: 4
Coding region: 93-395 (100 amino acids)
Molecular function (GO): RNA binding
Source: RefSeq, a predicted model, not a curated record